GCCCAUUCUAUAUUCAUUACGUACUCUUUAGCAAACUUCAUCUCUCCUCUUUGAGCUUACUGCAAUCUUCGUAUUAAAGAAAAGCAUGGCAACCCAUAUCCAUGAUAUGCCAUUGAAGAACACAGCAGAAAACAAUGAGUUUGAUGAAGAGGAAGAAACAGAGGAGGAAGAAGAGGAGAAUGUUGGAGUAGAGCUAAUUGAGGAGAGUCAGUUGAAGAGGAAAAGAUUGAAUCUUGAAAAGACAAAAAGGUCAAAUAGUGAGAGUUGUCAAGUGGAGAAAUGUAAAGUUGAUUUGAGUGGUGCAAAGAAGUACUACAAAAGGCACAAAGUUUGCCAAGUUCAUGCCAAGGCUCCAAUUGUUGUGGUUGCCGCUCUAAGGCAGAGGUUCUGCCAACAAUGCAGCAGGUUCCAUGAGGUCUCAGAAUUUGAUGGCACUAAAAGGAGUUGUCGCCGGCGUUUAGCUGGACACAAUGAGCGGCGUCGGAAAAUCCCACUGUCCAUUAAGCUGGAAGAUAACCAAUGCAGGCAGAUUAAUGGGGAAGACAGACCACAGAUAACCUUGACAAACAGAAAUGCCUCCUUCAAAAACUAUCACAUCCUCUAGAUGAAUGCUUACUCUCUUCUGUCAACCCGUAGCAUCUUUCGUAUCCCUUUCUGUUGUUAACUUAUAGUCAGACCUAAAUGUAAACACUAGAUGUUUGUUCAGUUAUUGCUACAACUACGCUUUGAACUCUCA
Nicotiana tabacum (common tobacco) is the source of this 736-nucleotide messenger RNA. RefSeq names its product squamosa promoter-binding-like protein 5. The record is from RefSeq and is a predicted model, not a curated record. Gene Ontology annotation, cellular component: nucleus. Gene Ontology annotation, molecular function: DNA binding. NCBI's taxonomy places the organism in Eukaryota, Viridiplantae, Streptophyta, Magnoliopsida, Solanales, Solanaceae.